This is a messenger RNA of Penicillium waksmanii, 1380 nucleotides long. RefSeq lists its product as uncharacterized. The coding region runs from base 1 to 1380 and encodes 459 amino acids. Gene Ontology annotation, molecular function: acyltransferase activity, transferring groups other than amino-acyl groups. The record is from RefSeq and is a predicted model, not a curated record. NCBI's taxonomy places the organism in Eukaryota, Fungi, Ascomycota, Eurotiomycetes, Eurotiales, Aspergillaceae. The transcript has 3 exons.
AUGGCACAAAACUCAUCAGGAAAUGCGUACGUGCUGGGUGUGGGGUUGACCCAGUUCCUCAAGCCACGUCGCACGCGUGAAUAUCCCGAGUUGGGUUAUGAAGCAGGAGUGAAGGCGAUGUUGGAUGCGAAGAUUGAUUAUGACUCUGUCGAAGCGGGAAUUGCCUGCUAUUGCUAUGGAGAUACUACUUCUGGACAAAGGAUCUUCUACCAAUUUGGCAUGACUGGAAUCGAGAUCUACAAUGUGAACAAUGCCUGUGCGACCGGUUCAACAGGCUUGCAUCUUGCGCGGAAGAUGGUCAAAGGUGGCCUCGCAGAUUGCGUUCUGGUGAUCGGCUUCGAGCAGAUGCGCCCAGGUUCCAUCAAGAGCGUAUGGGAUGAUCGUCCUAGUCCGCUUGGCCCUUCUACAAAAAUGAUGGAGGAUGAAUUCGGCAAACAUGACUCACCUCGAAACGCGCAAUAUUUUGGAAACGCUGGACAGGAAUACAUGUCAAGGUAUGGCGCCAAGGCCGAGGACUUUGCGGAAAUCGCCCGAAUCUCCCAUGAGCACUCACAGAAGAAUCCAUACGCUCAAUUCCGGACUGCCUACUCCCUUGAUGAGAUCGUCAACUCCACACCAGUGUAUGGCCCCCUUACCAAGCUUCAAUGCUCUCCGACUAGUGACGGCGCAGCUGCAGCUGUGAUAGUCUCCCAAAAGUUCCUCGACGCACGUCCACAUCUGCGCUCCCAAGCAAUCUUGAUGGCAGGCCAAAAGAUGCUUACUGAUGGGCCGGAGGUAUACUCUCGAAGCGCCAUUGAUCUUGUCGGGUUCAACAUGUCCCGCGAUGCUGCCAAGUUAGCCAUGCAGGAGGCUCAGGUUCAAACUCAAGAUAUUAAAGUCUGCGAGCUCCACGAUUGCUUUUCUACGAAUGAAAUGCUAUUGCUUGAUGGGCUUGGCUUUUCGGAACCUGGGAAGGCACACGAGAUGGUCCGCCGUGGAGAUAUUACAUAUGGCGGCCGGGGCCCUGUCAUUAAUCCAUCCGGUGGGUUAAUAUCCAAAGGACAUCCGCUUGGAGCUACAGGAUUAGCACAGUGUGCCGAGCUUACUUGGCAACUUCGAGGUUGGGCGAAUAACCGAUUCGUUGAAGGGGCGGAUGUCGCAUUGCAGCAUAACCUGGGACUGGGUGGAGCAGUGGUUGUGACCGUUUACAAACGGGCAGAUGGCCAGAAAGGUCGAGCAGUUUCCGAUGUUGAAGUUGCAAAGGCAUCUGGUGUUGGCUAUAAUCCCGCCGUAGAGGCCCGAUAUGUGACCCCACAAGAUGGAGAGCGUGUGCGAAGCAAAACCAAGCGCCACGAUUAUGUCCUGCAUGAGACCGUAGGGAAGCUGUCGUCACGGAUUUGA